Aspergillus steynii IBT 23096 is the source of this 1594-nucleotide messenger RNA. RefSeq lists its product as uncharacterized. The record is from RefSeq and is a predicted model, not a curated record. NCBI's taxonomy places the organism in Eukaryota, Fungi, Ascomycota, Eurotiomycetes, Eurotiales, Aspergillaceae. Bases 379 to 1539 code for a protein of 386 amino acids. The transcript has a single exon.
CAGAAGUGCAUGUGCAACAAUUUUUCAAACUCAAAUCAGAUUUCGAAGUGAUAUUAUCAAAAAUGUGCCAGAAGAUUUAUCCCUCCGAGGGCUUCCUCGCCUUCCACUAAGUGCCUACUUUGUUCACGCUUUUGCUUCGAUAUGGAUACCCACCGGUUUGUCGGAGGCGUUCGAAGCCAAUCUUCUAUCAAAAAAAUCACAAACAGCACGGUUUCUUCUUUUUUGAACCAGAGAGCCACUUCUCUUCGCCUUUGUUGCUCAGGUUAGCACAGGCGAAAAAUUUCCACGGCUACAUAUCCCUACCUUGCACAUCGUCCUCGAGUUCAGAUUAACUGGCAACGAAAGCCUUAUCGAAUCAGGAACCUGCAGACAUUCACAAUGAAUGCCAAAAACAUGGACCGACAGUCCUGGGAACCCUACUCUUCGACCUACUCACGCCUUGAAUGCUCCAUCCAUUCCCAGGAUAGUUGCUAUGCAUCGGAUGAGGUCUCUAUGACCUCGACCAAGUUGCCUGCUCCAAAUUCACUUGCUUCUGCCUUGAAGGCCCCGCUUCGUCCGAUCCUGAAAUCCAUCUUGAAGAGACCAUGCGCCAAAUCCGAAGAUGGAUCGGAGUCUGGCUAUGGAUCACAUGAAAUGUCAGAUGGUGAAUGCAUCAAUGCGUCCGAUAUCACAUCCGAAAGUGGGGAUGAUCUCUUGGAACAAAGCGAUGAUGAAAGUGUUGAUGCAAGCGACGACGAAAGCGAUGAAAGUGACGAUGAAAUGUAUUACGUCACGGCAUGGGAGGAUGACACGGACGCUUCUGACUCCGAUGAAUCCGACAUCAUGUCUGAAUACGGCGAAGAGGACGGAGUCGAUUCACUCGACGGUUCCUUCAUCUCCUUUGAGUCGCCCGGUGUUCGGUUUAACUCCGAAAUCAUCUAUCAUGAGGCGACCUAUUUCUCCGACGCCGAUGACGAAGACGAAGAGCCCCAGACUGGAAUGACAUGCCAUGAAAUGAUGCUGCUUGCACGUGAAUGUAACACGGAAGACAAGGACAGCGAUGAAGCUGAAAUUUCGAAGUGCAUCAAAGAAAUGCCCGAACAUUAUCCUAGCGAUCUGGUCGACGUGGACAAGUGCCUAUUCGCGGCAUACAUGCAUGGCAUUCAAGGGAUCGCAGACCCUGAAUACAAGGCGCGCCUUCGUGCGCGAACCAAAGAGGUCAGGGCGGGGCGUACCCAGUCUCCAUACCUGGAUUCGAAAGAGCCAAACUACAUCUACAUCGACCAGGCUUUGAACCACGUCCUCGGAAGCUUUAGCAACCUCGUUACAGAAGAGGAGCUGGACGACCUCGUCACUAUCAGCGAUUCAAAGGGGCUUACACAGCGGCUACCUGGGGCCGCGGAAACCCUUGAUCGAUACUUAACGGGCAAGAUAGAGGACCUCCUCUUGGAGAGACUGGCCACCGACGAUGUCAUCAUCGGAUCGGAUGAGCUGAGCUUUUUCGCCGGCGGUAUUGGCUUUGCCAUCGAGCAUUGGAGGCCUUAUGUCUGCUGCCAUUAAACAUGCAGUGGGGAUUCUACCAAUCCACUGAACCAACCAGGCGGGCACAGAAAAU